Fukomys damarensis (Damara mole-rat) is the source of this 3456-nucleotide messenger RNA. It is a transcript of the gene Rin2, whose product is annotated as Ras and Rab interactor 2. Gene Ontology annotation, molecular function: guanyl-nucleotide exchange factor activity; small GTPase binding. Lineage: Eukaryota; Metazoa; Chordata; Mammalia; Rodentia; Bathyergidae. The record is from RefSeq and is a predicted model, not a curated record. Gene Ontology annotation, cellular component: cytosol; endocytic vesicle. Bases 291 to 3017 code for a protein of 908 amino acids. Gene Ontology annotation, biological process: vesicle-mediated transport; signal transduction. The transcript is spliced from 14 exons.
CGCCUCCGGGACCUGCGGGUCGCGCGUGAGAUGGAGAUAAGAGGUCUGGACUUCUGAACAUCUACCAGGAAAGAUGAGAUGAGCAAGACCUUCAGAAUGCUGCAGAGGUUGGGGCUGAACUGAAGCAGGAGAGAAGAGAUGCUGGUCUGAGGGGUGACCCAGAGAUCUGAGCUCCUUGGGAGACUUACAAGCUCAAAAUGUCACCAGAUCAAUAUGGAACAGGUUGACCAGCUCUCCCAGACUGAAGGAGUGAGGAGUCCCCGGCGUGCAGUAGAGACUUGCUAGGGGAGAUGUCAGCGUGGACCAUGGGCACCCAAAGGCUGGACAAGCGAGGAAGUUUCUUUAAGCUCAUUGACACCAUUGCCUCGGAGAUUGGAGAACUGAAACAGGAGAUGGUCCACACCGAUGCCAGCCUGGAGAACGGCCUGGGACCUCCCGAAACCCACAGCAUGGUCAGACACCAGGAGGACCCCUGCCCCGAGGACAAGGAGGUGAAGGGUGGCCCAAGGGACUCUGGCUACGACAGCCUGUCUGGCAGGCUCAGCAUCCUGGACCGGCUUCUGCACACGCACCCUGUCUGGCUGCAGCUUGGCCUGAGCGAAGAGGAGGCAGCUGAGGUCCUGCAGGCGCAGCCGCCCGGGAUCUUCCUGGUACGCAAGUCCACCAAGUUGCAGAAGAAGGUGCUGUCCCUGCGCCUACCCUGUGAGUUCGGAGCCCCGCUUAGGGAGUUCGCCAUCAGGGAGAGCGCAUACACCUUUUCCCUGGAAGGCUCGGGAAUCAGCUUUGCAGAUUUAUUCCGGCUCAUUGCCUUCUACUGCAUCAGCAGGGAUGUCCUGCCGUUCACCUUGAAGUUGCCUUAUGUCAUUUCAACAGCCAAGACUGAGGCUCAGCUUGAAGAACUGGCCCAGCUGGGACUAAAUUUUUGGAGCUCCUCCGCUGACAGCAACCCCCCCAACCCUCCACCUCCCCAUAGGCCUCUCCACUCCGCCGGCCUCUGUCCCGCCUCCUGGCGCCAGCUCUGCCUCAUCAACGGGGUGCACGCCAUCAAGCCGAGGACGCCCUCAGAGCUGGAGUGCAGCCAGACCAACGGGGCCCUGUGCUUCAUUAACCCACUCUUUCUACAAGUGCACAGCCAGGACCUCGGGGCCGGCCCGAAGUGGCCCAGUGCAAGGACUCCCCCGGUGAAUGGCUCCGAGAGGCCUCGGUCCCCACCACCCAGGCCUCCGCCACCCACCAUUCAGAGUCUGCACACCAGCCCUCGGCUGUCUGGGACUGACACCCGGCCGGGCAUGCCACAGACAGUCGAGCGGGACACGCAGGAGAACUUAGCCACGCUGGGAAGGAAACCAACCCCCAUUCCUCCACCCCGGCUAAAGAAGCAGGCUUCUUUCCUGGAGGCAGAGAGCAGUGCCAAGACCUUGACUGCCCGGCUGCCCAGCCGGGGCGCAGAGCUGGAGCUGGAGCCGGGCACAGCUGGCAGCACAGGUGGGGCCCCGCCCACGGGGGAUUGCACAAGGGCCCAGCCUCCUCCCGCCUCUGCAGCCCGGCCCCCGUGCCAUGGGGGCAGGCAAAGACUGAGCGACAUGAGCAUUUCCACUUCCUCCUCUGACUCCUUGGAGUUUGAGCGGAGCAUGCCGCUGGAUGGCUACGAGGGGGACACAAACAGCAGCCUGGAGGACUACGAGGGCGAGAGUGACCAGGAGACCAUGGCACCCCCCAUCAAGUCCAAGAAAAACAGGCACAGCUCCUUCGUGCUGCCCAAACUGGUCAAGUCGCAGCUGCGCAAGAUGAGCGGAGUGCUCAGCUCCUUCAUGACCCCGGAGAAGCGCAUGGUGCGCAGGAUCGCAGAGCUGUCCCGGGACAAGUGCACCUACUUCGGCUGCCUGGUGCAGGACUACGUGAGCUUCCUGCUGGAGAACCGCGAGUGCCACAUGUCCAGCACGGACAUGCUGCAGACCAUCCGACAGUUCAUGACCCAGGUCAAGAACUACCUAGCCCAGAGCUCUGAGCUGGACCCCCCGAUCGAGUCGCUCAUCCCUGAGGACCAAAUUGAUGUGGUGCUGGAGAAGGCCAUGCACAAGUGCAUCCUGAAGCCCCUCAAGGGACACGUGGAGGCCAUGCUGAGGGACUUCCACAUGGCUGAUGGCUCGUGGAGACAGCUCAAGGAGAACCUGCAGCUUGUGCGGCAGCGGAACCCUCAGGAGCUGGGGGUCUUCGCCCCAACACCUGACUUGGUGGAUGUGGAGAAGAUCAAGGUCAAGUUCAUGAUGAUGCAGAAGAUGUAUUCGCCAGAGAAGAAGGUGAUGCUGCUGCUGCGGGUGUGCAAGCUCAUCUACACAGUAAUGGAAAACAACUCGGGGAGGAUGUACGGCGCUGAUGACUUCCUGCCAGUCCUGACCUACGUCAUAGCGCAGUGUGACAUGCUGGAGCUGGACAUCGAGAUCGAGUACAUGAUGGAGCUCCUGGACCCGUCGCUGCUGCACGGAGAAGUCCAGUACCAUGGAGAACUCACCUGUCCUCCCCUUCCAGGAGGCUACUAUCUGACCAGUGCCUACGGAGCCUUGUCCCUCAUCAAGAACUUCCAGGAAGAGCAGGCGGCACGGUUGCUCAGCUCUGAAGCAAGGGACACGCUCAGGCAGUGGCACAAGCGGAGGACCGCCAACCGGACCGUCCCUUCCGUGGAUGAUUUCCAGAAUUACCUCCGGGUGGCAUUCCAAGAAGUGGGCAGUGGGUGCACGGGCAAGACGCUACUCGUGAGGCCCUACGUCACCACGGAGGACGUUUGCCAGCUCUGUGCUGAGAAGUUUAAGGUGGACAACCCAGAGGAGUACAGCCUCUUCCUCUUCGUGGAUGAAACAUGGCAGCAGCUGGCAGAGGACACUUAUCCUCAAAAAAUCAAGGCCGAGCUACACAGCCGGCCACAGCCCCAUGUCUUCCACUUUGUCUACAAGCGAAUCAAGAGUGAUCCUUACGGUGUCAUUUUCCAGAAUGGGGAUGAAGACCUCAGCCCUUCAUAGAGGGCACACAGGACUUCCGGUUGGUGCACCCCACAGGUUGCUGGGAGCCCAGCCUGGCUGCCAAGGGCUUGAGCUUGGAAGGCGGUCACCUCCUUGAGGACAACCUCGGGUCAGGGACUUAGCCAUCCACCGGCUGAGUUGGCCAAAGGCCUCAGUAGCUGCAUUACCCAGGAAACAACCCAGCAGGAUUCCCCUCAGUAAUGAAGAACCACAUUUGAUGGUUGAAGCGUCCUGAGGGUGGCUGGUUCUAGGCUGGCUGACGUGUAUGGGUACAUGCUGGGUGACACAUAAGGUACAUGCUCCCCUCUAGUGUUCCAUAGAAGGUGUUUGACAAGGCUGUCCAGUGCAGUGAGUCAGGUGCUCCUCAGGUCUGUGGGUGGCUCCAUCUUUUCCUUCCUUUCUCUUUCUUCCUUUCUUCUUCUCCUUUUUUUUUUUUUUU